GUCAGACGUCAGAUGCACAUGUCGCCAAGCUUGAAAUAUUGUUUUUCAAAUGAAAUUUGAAUAUAUGAUUGGAGUAUUUACGAGACCAAGAUAAAAUUAAUUAUUUAUAAAUUGAUAUUGCUCAAGAAAAUGUUAAUAAUCAUUUAUAAAUUUGAAUGAAAAGAAGUAAUAAUCGUAUGUAAUACGAUACGAAUUAGAGGUGUUUAAUAUGAACGCCCAAGAAAUGACGAACGAAUUCAAAUUCAGUAUGUUGGAGGGUAAAAUAGAUAGUCGUAUAUUAAAAAGUUUGUCAUCCAUGGGAUUGGAAAAUCCAACACAAAUCCAAGCGAAAACUUUACCAUAUAUACUACUUGGUGACGAUAUAAUAGGAGCUGCAAAAACUGGAAGUGGGAAAACACUAGCAUUUUUAAUACCAGCCAUAGAAAAAUUAAUCAAUUUAGGAUUCACUAAAAAUAAAGGUGUUGGUUGUUUAAUAAUUUCUCCAACAAGAGAAUUAGCACUCCAGACAAAUGAGGUUUUAAAGAAACUGCUGACUGAUAUUAAACUAACGCACAGUUUGAUCAUUGGUGGUGAAAAAAAAAUGAAAGAAAUAAUGUUAUUGCAAAAAGGUGUUAAUAUAAUUGUUGGGACACCAGGACGGAUACUAGAUCAUUUAGAAAAUACUGAAAAUUUUAACUGCAAAAACUUAAAGUGCCUUAUCUUAGAUGAGGCUGAUAAAUUACUUGAAGCUGGCUUUGAGAAAGUUAUUGUAGGAAUCAUUAAAAAACUACCAAAAAACAGACAAACUGUUUUGUUCAGUGCAACAAUAGAUGAUAGGGUAGAGAGAUUAGCAAGGAUGACAUUAAAAAGUAAUCCCAAAGUAAUAGAUAUAAAGGACAAUAAACAAUCUACAGUUGUUGGUCUUCAACAGGGAUAUUGCAGCUGCCCAGUUGAAAAUAGAAUAUGUUGGUUAUAUAAAAUGCUUAAAAAGACUAGAAAACUGAAAGUAAUGGUGUUCUUUUCAUCCUGUAAAUCUGUCGAUUUUCAUUACGAAUUUUUUAAAACACAUUGCAAAGCAUCAGUACUAAGUAUACAUGGUAAACAAAGCCAACCAAGGAGAAAAGAUGCUUAUCAAACUUUUAUCAAAGCUGAAAAGGGGGCCCUUUUCUGUACAGAUGUAGCUGCAAGAGGCUUGGAUAUUCCAUUGGUGGAUUGGAUAGUUCAAUAUGAUCCUCCAACAGACAUGAAGGAAUACAUACACAGAGUUGGGAGAACAGCAAGAGGUUUAAAUAGUAAUGGCAAUGCUGUUAUAUUAAUAAGACCUGAAGAAGAAGAAUUUAUUGAAUAUUUAAGAAGAGAAAAAGUUUAUCUAGACAAAUAUAAUUUUGGUGACACUCCUUCAGAUGUACAAAAAAUGUUGGAAGAACUUAUAAAACAAGAUGGUACUAUGAAAGUUCUAGCACGAAAAGCAUAUCUUUCAUUUCUAAGAUGCUACAAUAAACAUCCACUUAACAAAGUUUUCAAUAUAAAAAAUCUGAACUUAAAAAUGGCAGCUAAAGCUUUCGGCUUUAUUGAGCAACCGCAUGUAGAUUUUUUGAAAUCUAGAAAAGACAGCAAAUGAAGAAGAAAGACAAGGUUUUUGUACUAUUUGCUAUUAGUUUUGGAAAUAUAAGUAAUAAAACAAUAUAUAA
Vanessa atalanta (red admiral) is the source of this 1670-nucleotide messenger RNA. Its product is annotated as ATP-dependent RNA helicase DDX18-like. Gene Ontology annotation, cellular component: nucleolus. The transcript has 9 exons. Gene Ontology annotation, biological process: maturation of LSU-rRNA from tricistronic rRNA transcript (SSU-rRNA, 5.8S rRNA, LSU-rRNA). Gene Ontology annotation, molecular function: nucleic acid binding; ATP binding. The record is from RefSeq and is a predicted model, not a curated record. NCBI's taxonomy places the organism in Eukaryota, Metazoa, Arthropoda, Insecta, Lepidoptera, Nymphalidae. The coding region runs from base 209 to 1600 and encodes 463 amino acids.